Menidia menidia (Atlantic silverside) is the source of this 285-nucleotide messenger RNA. Lineage: Eukaryota; Metazoa; Chordata; Actinopteri; Atheriniformes; Atherinopsidae. The record is from the annotation of a GenBank genome assembly.
AUGGCCACUGGGCCGAACAUCUGGUGCGUAUUAGGCCAAAACUUCUGUGACGUGAAGUCUCAACAGGCUGAAGUCAUACGGAUCCUGGAGAGCAAAAGCAUCCAGUACGAGCUCAUCGACAUUUCUGUGGGCGGGGAGCUUCGUGAUGAAAUGAGGAGCAAAGCGGGGGACCCCACAGCCGUCCCUCCCCAGCUUUUCAAUGAGGAGCAGUACUGUGGGAACUACGAGAUGUUUUCUGAGGCAGUGGAAGCGGACUCAGUGGAACAGUUCCUGAAGCUGGCGUGA